GUGGUUAUACGGAUAUAAUGUACUCCUUGGCUCGUAGUGUAUGCUUUUAUGUUCCUCGAAAAUGUCGUGGAGUACUUUUGAUAUUAUGCUUUCUUAUUGUAGGAAUAUCUUUAUUACUGGGCCUCCAUAUAACAGCCGUCCUGCUGGGAGCAGCUAACCAGGAGAUGAAAAUAACUGAGAAAGCACUUAAAGAAGACAUACCUGUUCUAAAAAUAACUACCGAGACUACAACAUCAACCACUGAGACAUCAACUUCAUCAUCAUCCAUGUCAUCUACUGCAGCAGGACAGCAAGAAGGGAUCGCUUGUCUUCCAUCGUUCCCAAAAAUCCUUUUAUUCAUACGAAUACCAAAAUGUGCAAGUACUUCGUUCCUAAGCAUAGCAGAAGAAAUAUCUUCUCAUCAAAUAGUGGGAGAUGGAAAAGGAUUCAACUUACACUUUAAUCCAAGCGGGGCCUACGAUUGGAACAAAGAGACAAUAAAGAGUGUUUUAUCAACGCUUAGAGAGCAAUCCUUCAUUGGAGAUAGAUCAAUGUAUAUAAGACACUUUUACUAUGUCAACUUUGAUGACUUCUCUGUUCACGAGGGACAGCCUCUUUCUUCCUUCUCCUACAUCACAAUAGUUAGAGAGCCAGUAUCCAGAAUAGUCUCUUCGUAUCUUUAUUACCAUUUCAGUUCCAAGCCUCACAUACAGAGGAUCCUCAACCCAAAGCAUAAGAACGAAUCCCUGGAGACCUGCAUACAGUACUCACACGAGGGCUGCACACCUAACUUGAUGACGAGGUACUUCUGUGGACAAGAAAGCUCCUGUGCAAGUGGAUCUAUGGCAGCUUUAGAGAAAGCAAAGAGGAACAUCGAGAGACAUUUUAAAGUUGUUGGUUUGCUCGAGAAUCUCAAGGAGACAUAUUUAUUGUAUAAAACCCUCUUGCCGGGUUACUUUAAAGACUUAGAUGAAGACAAGGGGUUGAGAUUACGCAAGAAUAAAAAUGAAAAAAGUAUGGAACUGUCUGUUUCUUUGCAAGAGAGAAUAAAAGAAGCAAAUGGAGCAGACGUGUUGCUCUAUGAGUAUAUUAAAGAGAGAUUUUUUGAACAACUCAGAAAUUGUGGUAUUAAAACUGAUUUUAAAAAGGUAGAAAAAUAAUAUCAUUUAAAAGAAAAAAAAUUGAUAAUACGUGGAUAAUUGAUUAGCAGUUUAAUAACAAAAAUAAAACCUAGUCUCUAGAUUUGACUGUUUACUCUUUGCUUUUACUGUA
Amphimedon queenslandica is the source of this 1251-nucleotide messenger RNA. Its product is annotated as uronyl 2-sulfotransferase-like. The transcript has a single exon. The record is from RefSeq and is a predicted model, not a curated record. Gene Ontology annotation, molecular function: sulfotransferase activity. The coding region runs from base 18 to 1139 and encodes 373 amino acids. Gene Ontology annotation, cellular component: membrane. NCBI's taxonomy places the organism in Eukaryota, Metazoa, Porifera, Demospongiae, Haplosclerida, Niphatidae.